GCGCAGGGAGUGCAGUGCCUCUGAGGGCUGCAGCGGGACUUGCUCGCUUAGACAUUCGUGUUACUCUGAGAAGUUCUUGGAAGGAACCCAAAGUGUCGAACCGCGGUUUUAGGUUCUUGUGGUUCCCUCGGACGUGAUGGCGACUGGUGACGACGUGCGGGAGAACGUGAAGAAAUACUAUGGCGGUCGACUGGAGUCCUCGGGGGAUUUGCAGACGAGUGCAGCCUCCUGCAGUCUGUCCUGCUGCCCAGUGCCGAGAAGUGUCACAGUGGCUCUGAGCCUGGUUCACCCAGAGGUAAACAAGAGAUUCUACGGUUGCGGCCUUCCGUUCCCAGCGAAGCUGGAGGGAUGCAGAGUGCUGGACCUCGGCAGCGGCUCCGGCAGAGACUGUUAUGCAUUCAGUAAACUUGUUGGACCGAGUGGACAUGUGACAGGGAUUGAUAUGACAGAGGCGCUGAUCAGUGCGUCUCGUCAGCACAUUGAGUAUCAUCAAAAGAAGUUUGGCUACGAGGAGCCUAAUGUCAUCUUUGUGCAGGGGUACAUGGAGAAGCUCGGCGAAGCUGGCAUACAGAAUGACUCAAUGGAUGUUGUGCUAUCCAACUGUGUAAUCUGUUUAUGUCCAGAUAAAAGAGCAGUGCUACAGCAAGCCUACAACAUCCUAAAGGAUGGAGGUGAACUGUACUUCAGUGACAUGUAUGCCAGCAAAGUUGUUCCCGACCACAUGAAGCAAGAUGCUGUCCUGUGGGGUGAAGGAAUGGGUGGUUCUCUGUUUUGGCGAGACCUCAUUUCAUUGGCUCACAGCGUGGGUUUCAGCACUCCACAUCUUGUCUCAGCCAGCCACAUUGUGGUCUUCAACAGUGAGCUCAAAGCGAAAGCAGGUGACAUCGGCUACGCUUCCGGUACUUACCGACUCUUCAAGCUGCCCAAAAGUCCAGUCAUGACUGAGGCAACAGUGACCUAUAAAGGAACUGUGGCAGAUUUCCCAGAGCAGCUGGACUUUGAUUCAUCUCACUGUUUCAAGAAAGAUGUUGCAGUGGAGGUGAACGGAGAGAUGGCAGCGAUCCUCCAGAGUUCCCGUUUCUUCCCUGAUUUCAAAAUUCAGGCGUCGGAAAAGCCAGAGUCCAGCUCAGAUUCAACCCCACAGCACUGCCACCUCAACCCAUUUCUAUUGGCUGAAAAACUGGGAUCCUCUGUCAAGCAAUGCUCCAAAACCAGCAAAUAAAGAUGCAGAUAAAUACUGAAGACAUUUUUUAGAAGACUGAGAAUAAAUUAAUAAUUAAAAUUGUAACAGAUUUUGUGUUCAAAGCUUCAUUAGAGGCUAAAUAAUUUAAGUGCUAGCCUGUGCUGGUAGUGAUGUGGUGUUUUUCAUGUGUUCAUAGUUUAUGUUGUCAUGGUAGAAUUAUAAUACAUAUGUGAAAUCAUGUCAGAAUAGAAUUACUUCAUUAACAAAGUACUUAACUCCGUACUUCUUACCCAAAACAUGCUGAACAAAAAGGUUUUCUCUUCUUAAAUAAAAAAAAUGUGAAGCCAAAAUUA
This is a messenger RNA of Scophthalmus maximus (turbot), 1536 nucleotides long. RefSeq lists its product as uncharacterized. Bases 137 to 1222 code for a protein of 361 amino acids. Gene Ontology annotation, molecular function: arsenite methyltransferase activity. Gene Ontology annotation, biological process: toxin metabolic process; arsonoacetate metabolic process. The record is from RefSeq and is a predicted model, not a curated record. Gene Ontology annotation, cellular component: cytosol. NCBI's taxonomy places the organism in Eukaryota, Metazoa, Chordata, Actinopteri, Pleuronectiformes, Scophthalmidae. The transcript has 10 exons.